Prionailurus viverrinus (fishing cat) is the source of this 5568-nucleotide messenger RNA. It is a transcript of the gene MAP4, whose product is annotated as microtubule associated protein 4. Gene Ontology annotation, biological process: microtubule cytoskeleton organization; neuron projection development. Gene Ontology annotation, cellular component: neuron projection. The record is from RefSeq and is a predicted model, not a curated record. The transcript has 18 exons. Gene Ontology annotation, molecular function: microtubule binding. Bases 146 to 3502 code for a protein of 1118 amino acids. NCBI's taxonomy places the organism in Eukaryota, Metazoa, Chordata, Mammalia, Carnivora, Felidae.
CCCUGCGCCCCGCCCCACGGGCUUGCUCGGUGGCUCCGGCUCCUCCCGACUUCUCCCGGCUCCUCCCGGCUCCUCCCGGCCCUCUCCCGGCUCCCUCCGGCUUCGGCUCCGACGCGGCGGCGGCGGGCAGUUGCAGUGGUGCAGAAUGGCUGACCUCAGUCUUGCAGAUGCAUUAACAGACCCACCUCCAGAAAUUGAGGAAGAGAUAAAACGGGACUUCAUUGCCACACUGGAGGCAGAAGCCUUUGAUGAUGUUGUGGGAGAAACUGUUGGAAAAACAGACUAUAUUCCUCUACUGGAUGUUGAUGAGAAAACCGGCAAUUCGGAGUCGAAGAAGAAACCAUGCUCAGACACUAGCCAGGUUGAAGGUACGCCAUCCUCUAAAGCAACAGGGCUAGCCAACGGUGAUCAUGGAAUGGAAGGGAAUGAUACUGCGGGAUCUCCAACUCCAUUCCUUGAUGAGAAAAUGACCUUCCAAGGAUAUCAGAACAUCCAGAACUGGCCAGAAAAUACAAACUUCUGCUUCGAACCUGAACAGUUGGUGAAUCCUACCCAGACUGAUCCCUUUAAGAUGCGUCAUGAUGAUGGCCUGGAAGAUUUUCUCUUUCUCCCCAGUGGAACAACCAAUGCUUCAGCAUUUACAGAACAAAAUGAUCCCCUGCAAGACAGUUAUGGUCUGUUUCCCUGUGACACAUUUGCUCCUGCAAAUGUUGUGCCUCAGGGGUGGCCUGUGGAAGCCCCAAACUCUCCACACCCGGAAUCCUUCAUUUCCCCGAUGGCUGUGACACAGCCUCUGCAGCCCACGGCAGAGCCAGCUGAAGAAGUAGAAGUGAAGAAGGGAGCAGAAGAGAGGGCACCAACAGAAGCAUUGGAAAUCAUGAUGGGACUGAAGGCUGAUGACAUGGCACCAUCUAGAGAAACAGAGAUGUCUCCAGCCAAGGACAUGGCACCAGCCACAGAAACAGAGGUGGCAUUGGCUAAAGACAUGGAACCUUCUAUCAAAUCAGAUGUGACACUGGCUAAGAACAUGGAAUCAUCUAUGGAAUCAGAUAUGGUCCUAGUCAAGGACAUGGUACUACCCAAAGAAACAGAAGAAGCCCCGGUGAAGGAUGCUGUUUUGUCCACAGACACAGAUGUAUCUUUAGCCAAGGAUAUGGUAUUGCCCACAGACACAGAGGUAGCCCCAGCUAAGGAUGCGAUACCAUUCAAAGAAACGGAGAGGGCACCACCUAUAAAAAUGGAUUUGUCCCCAGAUGAGGGCAUGGUAGCACCCACAGACAGACAGAUGACCCCAGCCAAGGGUGUGGAAUCACUCUCAGAUAUAGAAAUGGCACUGGCUAAGGACGUUGUGUCACCCACAGAAAUAUCCUCAGCCAAAGAGGCAGCCUUGUCCUCAGAAACAGAGGUGGCCCUGACUGGGGAUAUGGCACUGCCCCCAGAAACCAAGAUUUUCUUGACCAAGGAUGAGGCACUGCUCCCAGAAAUGGAAGUGGCCCCAGUCAAGGAUAUGGCUCCACAUCCAGAUACAGAAAAGGCCCCAGUGAAAGACAUGGCUCCAUCCCCAGAAACAGAGGUACCCCUGGGCAAGGAUGUGCUUCUACCCCAAGAAACAGAUGUGGCCCUGGGGAAGGACCUGGCUUCACCUGUAGAAACAGAGAUGGCCCUGGGCAAGAAUGUGGCUAUGCCCCCAGAAACAGAAGUAACCCUGAUCAAGAAUGUGCCUCAGCCUCCAGAAACAGAGAUCGCUCUGGCUAAGGAUAUGGCUCUGCCCCCUGGGACAGAGGUCACCCUGGCCAACAAUGUGAGUCCAGCCAAGGAUGUUGCACCACCCUCAGAAACGGAGGUGGCAGCUGUUCCAGCUAAGGACAUGGAAAUUGCGCAGACACAGGAAGAAGUACGUGAGGAGGCCCAGUUAAAAUCUCUCCGGGAUGAGGGGCCGUCAGCUGCAUCUACUUUUAUCAUUUCACCAGAACCAGUGACAGCUGUGGGUCAGAAGUACAACGUGCCAACAGAUGAGGAUUCUGUGUUAGAGAAACAAGACCAGAAGAAACCUGUCAGUAGUCAGCCUUCUGAACUUUCUUCAGAGAGCUCAGGAAUAAGUAAGCCUGAAGAAGGACGGCCUGCUGGGAGUGUGACCGGAAAUGACAUCACCGCCCCUCCAAACAAGGAGCUCCCACCAAGCCCAGAGAAGAAAACAAAGCCUUUGGCCACCACUCAACCUGCAAAGACUUCAACAUCGAAAGCCAAAACUCAGCCCACUCCUCUCCCCAAGCAGCCGGCUCCCGCCACCUUUGGUGGGUCGAAUAAAAAACCCAUGAGCCUCACUGCGGGCUUAGUGCCGGCUGCCCCGCCCAAACGCCCUGCCGCCACCACUGCCAGGCCUUCCACCUUACCUUCAAAAGACGCAAAACCUAAGCCUGUUGCAGAGGCGAAGAUUCCUGAGAAGCGGGCCUCCCCAUCCAAGCCGGCCUCUGCCCCAGCGCUCAGGCCUGGCGCCAAGAGCACCCAGACUGUUCCAAAAUCCACAGCAGCUGCAACUCCUGCCUCAGCUGGGCCAAGCAGCAGGAGCCCCCCUACACCUGUGCCCAAGAGGCCCACCACCAUCAAGACUGAGGGAAAGCCUGCAGACAUGAAGAAGACGGCCACGAAGUCUGCACCAGCUGACCUGAGUCGCCCCAAGAGCACCUCCACCACUUCAGUGAAGAAGAGCACCACUGUCCCCGGGGCAGCCCCCGCAGCAGGGGUGGCCCCUGGCCGAGCCAAGCCCACACCCACCCCUCCUCGGCCCUCUGGGACUCCUUCCUCAGACAAGAAGCCCACAUCAGCCAAGCCCGGCUCCUCUGCACCGAAGCCGAGCCGCUUGUCUACCAACGCUUCCACCCCUGAUCUGAAGAACGUCCGCUCCAAGGUUGGCUCCACGGAAAACAUCAAGCAUCAGCCUGGAGGAGGCCGGGCCAAAAUAGAGAAAAAAACAGAGGCAGCUGCUACAGCUCGAAAGCCUGAACCUAAUGCAGUCACUAAAACAGCCGGUCCAAUUGCGAGUGCGCAGAAACCACCUGCUGGGAAAGUCCAGAUAGUCUCCAAAAAAGUGAGCUACAGCCAUAUUCAGUCCAAGUGUGGUUCCAAGGACAAUAUUAAGCAUGUCCCUGGAGGUGGUAAUGUUCAGAUUCAGAAUAAGAAGGUGGACAUCUCUAAGGUCUCCUCCAAGUGUGGGUCCAAGGCUAACAUCAAGCACAAACCUGGUGGAGGAGAUGUCAAGAUUGAAAGUCAAAAGUUGAACUUCAAGGAGAAGGCCCAGGCGAAGGUGGGAUCCCUCGAUAAUGUGGGACACCUGCCUGCAGGAGGUGCCGUGAAGAUUGAGACCUACAGGCUGACGUUCCGGGCAAACGCCAGGGCCCGCACCGACCAUGGGGCUGACAUUGUCUCCCGCCCCCCCCACUUCCCUGGCGGCCCCAGCUCAGGCACCCGGGCCCUUGGCUCCCUCACCCGGGCUGCUCUAUAGACCCCACACGGCUUGGGUGCUGGGCAGUCCUCUGGGCCCCCGCCCCAUCCCCCUGCCUUGCUUGCCCAUGGCAGUAGGCCCGCCCCCAGACCUCCUCCAGUCCCUGCCCUGGGCCCAGCUCCUUGCUUCCUUCCUGUCCCAUCAUUGCUCACUGCUCUGUAGACGAGGUUGGGAGGUGAAUGGGAUGGGGAGGCCAACUUGGGAUCCUGUGGGAUCUAGGAGGGGGGGAUCCAGAUUCCAACCUCGUCUUUGGGUUUUUCGGACCAAACCCAAGAGAAACUGACAUACGCGCCCUCCUCGCCGGGUCCACCUGGAGGGAAGAGUGGAAGUGGAUGGCCACGUGGUGGCAGGGUGCUGCCCCCAUCCCCUGGAGCCCACUAAGCCACCGCCUCUCUCCUUGACCCCACAGUGGUGCGCCAGGUGCCUCUUGCUGCCCUGCCCCAAGUUAGUUAGGGGUUGGUUCUGCCUGUCCCCGCUGCUUCCUGUACCUGCCUAGCUGCUGCCACACUUCCCUUUCUCUUGUUUUAUCCUUUUUUUUUUUUUUUUAAUAACCUAAAAACUGGUAGAGGAGUUUUGCAGGUUGAAGCCAUGUCUAAAUGAAAGUUCUCAGUAGGUGUUAAAGGAAAUGGGGAGGGGACAUCCUUAAGCCUCCAGCCGGGAGGUCAGGCAUCGGGGGCUGCCUUGGCCUGGGCAGCUUGGGGCCCCAGAGUGUGUGGGCAGGGCGGGUGAGAUGCAGGGGCUGUGGCCUGGUGAGCAUAGGGCACACUAGGGGCUGGUCAGAGCGUGGACUGGUUGUUCUGGUAUUUUGUGUGUAUGCUGCUUUUCUUUUCUAACCAAGAGGCUGGUUUUGGUAUCUCUAUCUGUCUCAUUCCCUGGGAUCUAGUGGGAGAUAUAAGCUCGGGGCCGGAGAAAUAGGGAAGGGCUGUGGAGGUCAAAGUUCUCCAGGCUUGCAGGCCUAGGACACUAGAGCCCUCAGUGACUGGGGUGCCCCAGAUGUCCAGAACUCAUGUGAAUGAUGGGGAAUCAGGUAUGGAAAUUUAAAAAUAAAAGCAUGAGGCAGGCCACCUCCCUUCCCUUACAGCCUGACUGGAGAGUGGGGAGAGGCAAGGCCAGCCUGUGGAGGGGUGUCCCAGCCAGGGCCGGUCUUGGGAUGGCUGCAAUGAUGAGAAACCCCGGGAAUUGUAUUGACACGGAAGAUUCUUAUUGCACUUGUAUUUUUUUUUUUUUUUUUUUUUUGUAUUAAAGUUUGCAUGGUUUCUAAUAAAGGAUUAAAAUGUAACAGUUUGUAGUGAAAUGGCCGGGGAGUCUCCCAGGGCUUCUCCUCCGGAAGAGCAUUUUCUGCAGUGCAGACUUGCCCCGAGGAGGUGGCCACAGACUCGGCCCCUCGUCUUCCCCGCUGCUGCUCCCGGUGACCCUUGGAGCUGAGAAGGUAGGGGCUCUUGACUUAGGUUCAGAUUUGAUCUCCGUGUAGAGGGAGGGCAUCUGGGCCAGCAGGUCCUCCCACUUGAGGUAGCAUUUUCCUUGGGGAGGUUUGACGCCACAUCCCCAGCUCCCCAAGCACAUACCGUGGGGGGGGGCCUGUGGAGAAAGUGUUCCCCGAGCCAAAGACAAGAAUGCUUUGUGCCAAGGACAUUGGGGCACCCGUUUUGUCAGCAGGAGGAAGCGGCAGAAUGAAGUAGUAGACAGUGCAGGGCCCGAAGGUACCUGUGCCCUUUGUGUUAGUUCCAGGCCCACACGGAUGCUGAGGUUGACAACUGGCUCUGGGUCCACGGGUAGGGGUAGGAGAGGUGACCCUAGUAGAGCGCUCUCUAGGUGGGCUGGAGUGGUCGUUUUUCUGAGGGGUGGUCUUGUCCCAGCUCCCUUGAAGUGUCCCCCAAGCCAGAGAAGCGGAGAAGGCUGCCCUGACAGCUGGGGACCAGAGGCCCCUGUGAGCUGUUACUACCUGCAGCCGUUUGGGGGUGUGACAUUUCUGUACUUCCGGUUUGCUUAUGGCUCAGCUAUUGCCUGUGUCAAUCUGUGAUUCCGUUGUACCGAUUUCAAGAGUAAAUAAAGCUCGUGAUGUCCCA